Molecule: messenger RNA, 1704 nt
Organism: Phragmites australis (common reed)
Lineage: Eukaryota; Viridiplantae; Streptophyta; Magnoliopsida; Poales; Poaceae
Exons: 3
Coding region: 1-1704 (567 amino acids)
Source: RefSeq, a predicted model, not a curated record
AUGGAUGUUAUGGCCUUGGUGCAGAAGUACGGUAAACCAGACAUCUUCCUCACCAUGACUUGCAACCCUAAUUGGGAAGAAAUACUUAGGGAGCUUGAACAUGGCCAGACACCACAAGACCGUCCUGAUCUUGUUGUGCGAGUAUUUAAAGCUAAAUUAGAUGAUCUCAAGUUUCAGAUCUUCUAUAAUCACAUCCUUGGUGUUGUUGUGGCGCAUGUCCAUGUCAUCGAGUUCCAGAAAAGAGGUCUACCACAUGUACACUUCCUCCUUAUCAUGAAGUCAGGCUAUAAGCUUACAUGUCCAGAACAGUACAACACUGUCAUUUCCGUAGAGCUUCCAACCAAGGAAAGGUAUCCUGAGCUUCAUGAAAUGGUUGUCAAACACAUGAUGCAUGGUCCCUGUGGUUCGUUAAAUCCUGGUAAUGUAUGUAUGAAGAAUCAAAAUCUCACAUGCAAGAGCUAUUAUCCACGCCAGUUUACUGAUACAACUCUCCAAGGCAAGGACUCUUACCCCAUCUAUAGAAGACGGGAUGAUGGGAAAAAGGUACAUGUAAGAGGGCAUGUCUUGGACAACAGAUGGGUUGUACCAUAUAAUCCUAAGCUACUAAGGAGGUAUGACUGCCACAUCAAUGCCGAGGUUUGUUCAAGCAUUAAGGCUAUCAAGCACCUUUACAAAUACAUCUACAAGGGUCAUGACAGGGCAUCUGUUUCUAUCAAUGAUGCCAAUGGCAAUCAGGAGAUUAAUGAGAUCGAUGAUUACAGGGAAGCUAGAUGGGUAGCCCCACAGGAGGCAUUGUGGAGAAUCUUUGCCUUCGAUCUUAGUGGGAUCUUCCCCCCAGUGCUCCAGCUGCAACUUCAUCUCCCUGGCAUGCAUCUCGUGUCCUACAGGGAUAACGCGGAUAUACGUCAGGUUUUGGACCAACAAAGUGCCUCUGAGACCAUGUUAACUGGGUAUUUUAAGGCGAAUUGUGAGUUCCCGUGGGCACGAAGCAUACUAUAUAGGGAAUUUCCAGAAUAUGCAGUUUGGAACCCUACAUUAAAGAAAUGGAAGAAGAGAAAACAACGCACACAGGUUGGAAGGAUCAUCUCAGCGCAUCCUGCGGAGGGAGAAAGAUACUAUCUAAGGGUACUACUAAACCACGUGGUAGGUGCUACUUCAUAUGAAAAUCUAAGGACAUUUGAUGGUGUUGUCUACCCUACCUUCCGAGAAGCUGCUGAGAAAAGAGGUCUUAUUGAGUCAAACAAUAACAUCGAUGAUUGCCUAACAGAGGCUGAAAUAUUCCAUAUGCCAUCAUCUCUCCGAAGGCUGUUUGCCACAAUAUUGGUUUUCUGCGAACCCAACGAUUCAAUGGGUAAAGACAUAUCAUCAUUCCCUCUUCCUGAGAUUGAAGAGGAGCAUGACACCAUGUAUGGAGAGCUGAGGCUUGUUCGUAAUAUGAGGGCUCAAUCAGAUCCAUGGUUUUCUAAAUACCUACUACGUAUCGGGAAUGGCACUGAAGAAACUGUGAAAGAUGACUAUGUAAAGAUACCCGAUGAGAUAUGUGUGCCUUACACUGGUGUAGAAUCAGACAUUGAUAAUCUUAUUGAUAGAGUGUUUCCUAUGUUAGCAACACACAUAUCCAAUUCAGACUACAUCACAUCUCGUGCUAUUUUGUCAACAAGGAAUGAGAACGUCGAUGACAUAAACAUGAGGCUUAUCGAAUGA